CUCCACUGCCACUUCGGUUUCGUAUACUGUAUCUCAGUAUCCGUAGCUUGUCCCGUACGCGGCAAGGGCAAGGACGGACGACAUGGCGUCUGCCAUGGCGGCGGCGGCGCCAGCCGACGAGGAUGGGUCGCCGAGGGAGACGAAGCAGGGCGGCUUCAAGACAAUGCCCUUCAUACUAGCGAACGAGAUCUGCGACCGCUUCGCCACGGCCGGCUUCAACGCCAACCUGAUCACGUACCUCACGCAGCAGCUGCACCUGCCGCUCGUGGAGGCCUCCAACCUGCUCACCAACUUCAACGGCACGGCGGCCUUCACGCCGGUCCUGGGCGCCAUCGUCGCCGACUCCUGCGCCGGCCGCUUCUGGACAAUCGCGGGGGGCGGCGCGCUGUACCAGCUCGGCAUGCUGGGCCUCGUCGCGGCCGCGCUCGCCCCGGCGCUCCGCCCCGCGCCGUGCGCCGCCGCUGCGGCCCCGCCGUGCCAGCGCGCGAGCGGCGGGCAGCUCGCCAUGCUGUACCUGUCGCUGCUUCUCACCGCGCUCGGCGGCGGCGGCAUCCGGCCCUGCGUGGUGGCGUUCGGCGCCGACCAGUUUGGCCGGCGCGGGAGGCGCCCCGGCGGCGAGCAGAAGUGGAGCUACUUCAACCUCUACUUCUUCAGCAUGGGGCUCGCCGUGCUCCUGGCGCUGACCGUGGUAGUGUACAUCCAGGAGAACGUGGGGUGGGGCUUGGGGUUCGGGAUCCCGGCCAUCGCCAUGUUCCUCUCCGUGCUGUCGUUCGUGGUCGGGUACCCGCUGUACGUGAAGGUCAAGCCCGAGGGAAGCCCCUUCAAGAGGCUGCUGCAGGUCGUCGUCGCCGCGUUCAGGAAGAGGAAGGAGGACGUGCCGGAGGACGCCGGCUUGCUGUACCACAACAAGGAGCUGGACGCCCCCAUCGCCGCCGACGGGAAGCUGCUGCACACCGAUCAGCUAAGGUUCUUGGACCGAGCGGCCGUGCUGACGACGGGCGAUGUCGCCGACUCCGGAGAGCCGCACCUGUGGCGCGUGUCGACGGUGCACCGCGUGGAGGAGCUCAAGUCCAUCGUGCGCAUGCUGCCCCUGUGGGCGGCCAGCAUCACGCUCAUCGCCGCGGCGUCGCACAACUUCACCUUCGCCAUCCAGCAGGCGCGCACCAUGGACCGCCACCUCACCCCGAGCUUCCAGAUCCCGCCGGCCACCAUGAUCAUCUUCACCACGCUCACCAUGCUCGUCAGCCUCGUGCUCUACGACCGCGCCUUCGUGCCCCUGGCGCGCCGCUGCACGGGCCGGCGGUCGGGCAUCACCUACUUCCAGCGCAUGGGCGCCGGCUUCGCGGUCUCCGUCCUGGGCGUCAUGGCCGGCGCGCUCGUGGAGACCAGGCGGCGCGGCGUGGCCGCGGAGCACGGCCUGCUGGACAGCCCCGCCGCCGUUGUGCCCAUCAGCGUGUUCUGGCUGGUGCCGCAGUACGCGCUCCACGGCAUGAGCGACGCGCUCUCGACGGUGGGCCACAUGGAGUUCCUGUACGACCAGUCGCCGGAGAGCAUGCGCAGCUCGGCGGCGGCGCUGUUCUGGGUUGCUGGCUCCCUGGGGAACUACCUGGGCACGGUGCUCGUCACGGUGGUGCAGAGCGCCAGCAGAGGGGUGUGGCUCCAGGACAACAUCAACAGGGGGAGGCUGGACUACUACUACUGGCUCGUCACCUUCCUCCUGGUGCUCAAUCUUGUUUACUACAUCGCGUGCUUCCAUUUCUACACCUUGAAAACGUUCGAGGUCGACGCCGGCGACGAGGCGCGACGGCCUCAUGACGGUGGUGGGGAGCAAGGUGGAGAACGGAUGGCAGAGCCCUGCCUCGGCCAGGUUGGGGCGUCAGGGGAUGGUGUGGGAACCGUGUGUGAUGGUGAGAAGCACAUUCGCUAGCAAUCAGUCAUAGCAAAUCUAGUGAAAUGCAACGGAAAAAUGGGCUUUUCCAAAUUGUAACUUUUUUAAGGAACUUUCCAAAUUGUAACUGAUGAUGAGCUGAUGAACAUUAACAGAGU
This is a messenger RNA of Panicum hallii, 2046 nucleotides long. Its product is annotated as protein NRT1/ PTR FAMILY 3.1-like. The record is from RefSeq and is a predicted model, not a curated record. Gene Ontology annotation, molecular function: transmembrane transporter activity. NCBI's taxonomy places the organism in Eukaryota, Viridiplantae, Streptophyta, Magnoliopsida, Poales, Poaceae. Gene Ontology annotation, biological process: transmembrane transport. The transcript is spliced from 3 exons. Gene Ontology annotation, cellular component: plasma membrane. Bases 83 to 1927 code for a protein of 614 amino acids.